Messenger RNA from Salvia miltiorrhiza (redroot sage), 1435 nucleotides. RefSeq lists its product as uncharacterized. The record is from RefSeq and is a predicted model, not a curated record. Lineage: Eukaryota; Viridiplantae; Streptophyta; Magnoliopsida; Lamiales; Lamiaceae. Bases 362 to 808 code for a protein of 148 amino acids. The transcript has 2 exons.
AAACUAAGGCGGAUCUUGGCUCGAGCAUUUAACAUGUUUGAAUUUUACUCACAAUAGGUUUAUGAAAGCGAAGACCAUAGCAGCUGAGAAAAUAAGAUUUCGAUUUUUUCCUACCACAUUCCAUCAUUUUUUUCUUCAUCACUUCCAAUCUGCUUUCUGGGCUCUCCGGCUGUUCAUUUCUCGUCUCUUUCGGACAUUUUGGAUCGAACUCGCCAUUUUACUUCAUGCUUUAGAAGCUGCAAUUUUGUGGGUUUUUUCCUUGGUAAAUCUUGAUAACUGCAUUCCUCAAAUUUUGCCUGCUGUUGAACAUAUUGAAAUAUUGAAGAAACUAUUAUUUGAUACUUUCGCUCGUUAGCGUGCUAUGGCUCAGAAACUAGAAGCUAUUAGGGGUGGUGGAGGUUCCAUUAAAGUAGGUACUACUGGGACAAUAAGUGCCCUAAUGUCUCGAGAACUCGAAUCUGCAUCUCAGGUUCCUGGUACAUGCACGUCCGUCUCUGCUUCGACCGGUGAUGCAGCUCCAAGAAGACUGAAACCUGGAACGUCAGCAGAUGAGGCGAGCAGUAGCAGUGGCGCAGGCAGUUUUAGAAGCCAUAAAGACCCCGAGAAUUCGAGGAGGAAGCAUGGUACUCCUCAAAUUCCCAUGCUCACAGCAUAUGAUAAUACAUCAGUAGACGGAACUCCUACAAGAAACAAGCCAGCCAAGAAAGGUCACGGCAUGGUUGAAAUAGUCGACAUAAAAUGUGGAAAUCCUAUCACACACCGUCUAAAGAAACUCAGCUUUUCGAAACUGUCUGACUCUAAUGUCUAAGGUUUGGACCCUCUUAGGAUUUCAUUCUUUAGAUUUCUGUAAGCAUAUACAGAAAACGAACUUGGCCGAAUAUUGCUGUUUGCUACUUCGAUCACAGAACAUAUACUUGGUACGAGCCUCUUGCCUCUUCUCUUCUUUCUCCUGGGAAUGGUGAUCACCGAGUCAAGCUUUGGUUUGAAGAACUCGUCUGUCAAAGGCGGGUCUACGGGUUGAUUGUUACAAGGAUUCUUCAAGUUGCUCGCGACACCUGAAUCCAGGCGGCUGAAGUGGUCUAUUUCUUGCAUGAUGAGAGAUCCCACGGUACCUCUAGUCCCUAUCGCCACCGGAUCAGAUUUUGCUGCUUCUGUUUUCUCGGGAUGUGCAGGGAUAAAACUACGUGGUGCGUGGGCCGUCUUUCGUGGGAGAUGCAUUUCCUUCAAGAGGGACUGCUUUGGAUCGUGUCUCGGAAUGACACUUGCUUAGAAUGUGAGGUAUAAUAGGCUAAACAGUCUUGUUCUUGAUUUUUGCUUUGCGACACAAGCUCAUAUAUAUAGGAGUCUCUGCUAGCCUUUAUUAUCCUUCUAACUGUUUAUGCUUGCUGUUUAUUUGCAAAGGACAAUAAUUUGCUACUAAUUGCUGAAUUUCACA